UGGAUACGAACACGAGGUCAGGAACUUAGGUCCCGACCACUCUGUGUACCAGCUCGCGGAGUUGCCGAGAUCUGGGCAAUACUGUUAUCGCCUCAACGACCAGUCGUCGAGACUCUGGCGUGUCCCUACGUCCCAUCAUUGUGCGGUACCUUCAUAGCCCCGAAGCUGGCGUGACUCGUCAUGUCAGCCAGGGCAGCGUCUGGCAGAUUCGUCAACUCUAUACGAUGCCUACCCGGAUUGCAAUGUGGGUGCCUCGACCAGUGUCAGCCGAGAUGACAAGCCCAACGUCCAGACUUUCCAGCACAUAAACGCCAAUAAUCCACCGGUUCGCUGACCGUCAUGACAACAGUCAGAUUCGGAAUAAAACCUGGUAGGCGUCACCAUCGUAUUCGAUUUUCAGCGCCUGGGCUGAUGCAUAGUCUCUUUAAAUCAACAAUGCAGCCGCAUUCUGGGCCUGGCUCCCUCUCAGCGCCCCGUUCUGUCCUAAAAGCCUACUACUGUCUGCCCAUCUCUGCCCACUGAGGAAGUCCAUCUGCUCUGUGCUCAAAGCCUUCCAGAAACUAAGGCACAUCCCAUGGCUUCCAGCAAAUUGCGUGCCAUUAUAGUUGGUGGUGGGAUUGCCGGACUGACAUUAGCCAACGCUCUAGAAAAGGCAGGCUUCGACUAUGUACUCCUGGAAAGAUUGGAGGAAAUCGCUCCUCGUGUUGGGGCGUUCGUCGGCAUCACAGUCAACGGGCUACGCAUAUUAGACCAACUUGGCUGCUACGAGGCCAUCGAGGACAACAACGCUUCGAUAGAGAUGCUCUACAAUCGCAGAUGGAAAGAUGGCAGCUUUGUUCGAGGAAUCGAUGCAUUGAUACGCGAUCGUAAGAGGUUCGGCUAUCCUUUUCUUGUGAUGGACCGACAUUUCCUCUUGCAAACAUUAUACGAUAAUAUCGAAGACAAGUCUAGGAUAGUUCCCGGCAAAAAGGUCUUCAAAGUGGAGCAUUCCGAUGAGGUUGUUUCCGUGGAAUGCAAUGACGGUUCGACGUACACAGGGGACCUUGUAAUCGGUGCCGACGGUGUCCACAGUAUCGUACGCCAGGAGAUGUGGCGACACAUGGAUGAGAGCGGGGCCGGCCUGCUGGUCUCUAAAGAGAGGACCUUGAUGUCCGCCGAGUACAAGUGCAUGUACGGUGUCUCGCCAGCUACUGAAGGCUUCAGUCCCGGGACUUUCAACAGCAACGUUGGACGAGACAUGUCCUUUCUGUGGACAGUGCACAAGGAUGGUCGGGUAUUCUGGGCUGUCUUCCAGAAACUGGAUAAGAAAUAUCACAUGCCCAACAUACCGAGAUUUACGGAGAAAGAUGCUCUAGCUCUUGGGGAGCAUUGCAAAAGCUCAUAUAUGACCGAGAAGGUCAAAUUCCGAGAUUUGUGGGAGAAUCGAAUGAGUCAUAUUCUCAUCCCCCUCGAGGAAGCAUUCUACAAGCACUGGAACUGGGGCCGUUUUGCGUGCAUCGGUGAUGUAGUGCACAAAUGGACUCCCAGUACGGGCCAGGGAGCAAACAAUGCUAUUGAAAGCGCGGCAGCAGCGGCCAAUGCUCUCUAUAGACUCGCACGUCGCAAGACGCCUUGUUCAAAGAGAGAUGUUCAAGAGGCACUAUCCGAAAUUCAGAAACAUCGCGAGAUUCGAGCGAAGAACCAUUUCACAGCCACUGGAGACCUGACAAGGUUGGAAGCGAUGAAAACACCCAUGCAUAGAUUCAUGAUGACCUACAUUGUACCUCAUUUGAGCGACGCUCUUGGGGAUCAGCUGUCAUGGGCCAACAUUGGUGCUGAGAAGCUCGAAUAUCUCCCCGAUCCACCAAAGUCUCUGAGCGGAAUAAUGGCUUUCAACCAGAACUACGGACCCGGCGGUAAGAGUCUGUUAUUGCGCAGGAUGGUCUUUGCCUGUCCACUUCUGAUGCUGUCCUACUUUACGUACGCAAUCUUCAGCAGCAUCAUCUCCGAAGCGGCAGUCCGGAGCGCCAACCGCGCGAGCACAUCUUCUGGCAAGCUCAACAAUGACAAUCACAGCUGGGACGCACCUAUCCGGAUUAAACCAUUCAUUGACUCGCUUACGUUCUUCUCGCCUUCGCUCUUCAACAUCUACCCUGUUCAUCGGUUGCAGGCGAUAACACUCUUGAUCGAUCUAGCUCCGCUGUGGUUCAUUUGGAUUCUGGAGAGCCACCGCGAGGGCAACGCUAUGAAGCUUAUCACAGUGCCUAUAGUAUUCGGCUUGGCGUUCCAGCGUUUCGGUAUCGGUGUUGUUGGACCCAUCUGGUUCUUCCUGCACUACAUAUCGUGUCCAUUGUCCGACUAUGCAGGUCUUGAUUGGCGACUAGUGAACGUUGCAGCUGCCAAAACCGCUCUGCCGGCAAUUUUGGCUACGACGACCCUACCGACAUUGGCAAUGUACUUUGAUCCGAACUUCCAUCGGCGACUGGCUAUCAACGCCGUAUGGCAGGCAUUCCCACUAUGGACCAGUGUCAUACACUACAUCCUACGCAAGACGGCCAUCGCCGACACGACCAAGCAUGACCGCAUCUACAAUGUCUACGCGGACCUGCCGUCCAUCCGUUUUGCGAUCAAGGUACUGGCCGGCAUAUCAGGCCUCACGUUCAACUGGGUGAGAUGUACAUCACAUGUCCCUAUUUCGAGGAUCUUCUUCCCGAACUGGGCCCUCAUCGAGACACUGCUUCGAUCUGCGCCAGCCAGUCUCGAUUUCGUCCCUGCCAUGUCAACAUUCCUCCAAGUCGACGAAACUGUAUGUUUUAUUGGAGCCUUCUUCUGGAUGGCACUGCUCUUCUAUGACCUUAAAGAAGCGGAGAUGAUUGGUACCAGCUGGUAUAGGUUGGCAUUGUGUGCUUGUCUUGGGACGUUUGUGGCAGGCCCGGGAGCCACGGUGUCCCUGGGCUGGCUUUGGAGAGAAGAAAUACUGGCUGUCAAGAAGGCCAAAGGAUCAGUGGGUACGGAGUACCUGGUUCAGUCGGAAAUAAGCAUUGGGAGACACGCGGGAUCUUUGUAAGGCUGCAUCAAAAUGCAAGUAGUACCUAGUAGUAUUCGAUUUGGGGCGAUUGUGUGGAUGGCUCGUUUGAGAGAACUACUUUGAGG
This is a messenger RNA of Exophiala xenobiotica, 3132 nucleotides long. RefSeq lists its product as uncharacterized. The transcript is spliced from 4 exons. Bases 575 to 3046 code for a protein of 823 amino acids. Lineage: Eukaryota; Fungi; Ascomycota; Eurotiomycetes; Chaetothyriales; Herpotrichiellaceae. The record is from RefSeq and is a predicted model, not a curated record. Gene Ontology annotation, molecular function: FAD binding.